Messenger RNA from Botrytis porri, 342 nucleotides. RefSeq lists its product as uncharacterized. The transcript has a single exon. The record is from RefSeq and is a predicted model, not a curated record. Lineage: Eukaryota; Fungi; Ascomycota; Leotiomycetes; Helotiales; Sclerotiniaceae. The coding region runs from base 1 to 342 and encodes 113 amino acids.
AUGACGGAGGCAGCUGAGAAACCUUCUACUCUGUGCAAAGUCUGCGAUGUUCCUAGAUACCUCCAGGUAUCCAUCUCGGGGUGGCAUGUCCCCUGGAGAUCCUGGUCCAUUGACAUUCUACCCGGAUAUCACUGUGGACCAGGACGAGCCCAAAUCGCCAAAGGGGUAACGAUCCCUCGCCCUCCAAGGUCUGCGAUGUUCCUAGGUACUUUAAGACCUCCACCUCGUUGUGGCAACUCCGCCACAAUCUCCAAGUCCCCUGGAGACGGCUCAUCCUGGUCCAUUGAAAUUCUACCGAACAUCACUGUGGACCAGGAUGAGCCCAAAUCGCCAAAGGGGUAG